CUCUUUAUAGGGAGAUACUCUGAGAAAGAGCACACUGUGGGGGCCCACUCCAUGUGAUGUUUUCUUGAUUGUCUGUUCCCUUUUCUACCUGCGGAGCACGGUUCCCUUAAGGGCAGCAGGAUCAGCCUCCUGUCUCAUCUGGAAGACCACCAUUCUGGGGUCUCAGAGGAAUGAUGGAAGCCUUGGGGUUUCUAAAAUUGGACGUGAAUGGCCCCAUGGUGACGGUGGCCCUGUCAGUGGCUCUCUUGGCCCUUCUGAAGUGGUACUCCACGUCAGCAUUCUCAAGACUGGAGAAGUUAGGCCUCAGACAUCCCAAGCCUUCUCCUUUUAUUGGAAAUUUGAUGUUUUUCCGCCAGGGUUUUUGGGAAAGCCAAAUGGAGCUCAGAAAGCUGUAUGGACCUCUGUGUGGGUACUAUCUUGGUCGUCGGAUGUUUAUUGUUAUUUCUGAGCCAGACAUGAUCAAGCAGGUGUUGGUUGAGAACUUCAGUAAUUUUACCAACAGAAUGGCGUCGGGUUUGGAGUUCAAGUCAGUAGCCGACAGCGUUCUGUUUUUACGUGACAAAAGAUGGGAAGAGGUCAGAGGUGCCCUGAUGUCUGCUUUCAGUCCUGAAAAGCUGAACGAGAUGACUCCCCUCAUCAGCCAAGCCUGCGACCUUCUCCUGGCUCAUUUAAAACGCUAUGCAGAAUCUGGGGACGCAUUUGACAUCCAGAGGUGCUACUGCAAUUACACCACAGAUGUGGUUGCCAGCGUCGCCUUCGGCACCCCGGUGGACUCCCAGCAGGCCCCUGAGGAUCCCUUUGUGAAACACUGCAAGCGUUUCUUCGAAUUCUGCAUCCCCAGACCUAUCCUGGUUUUACUCUUAUCAUUUCCAUCCAUAAUGGUCCCACUGGCCCGGAUUUUGCCCAAUAAGAACCGAGAUGAACUGAAUGGCUUUUUUAACAAACUCAUUAGGAAUGUGAUUGCCUUGCGGGACCAGCAAGCUGCCGAAGAGAGGCGCAGGGACUUCCUCCAAAUGGUCCUGGAUGCCCGACAUUCUGCAAGUCCCGUGGGCGUGCAAGACUUCGACAUCGUCAGAGACGUCUUCUCCUCUACCGGGUGCAAGCCGAACCCUUCCCGGCAACACCGGCCCAGGCCCAUGGCCAGGCCUUUGACUGUGGAUGAGAUUGUGGGCCAGGCCUUCAUCUUCCUCAUCGCUGGCUAUGAAAUCGUCACCAACACACUUUCUUUUGCCACCUACCUACUGGCCACCAACCCUGCCUGCCAAGAGAAGCUUCUGAGAGAGGUGGACCUUUUUAAGGAGAAACACGUCCAGAGAGGCCCAGAAUCUUCCCUGCUUCUGCUCCACCUCCUGACCCACUGCCCCCCUGGGAGCCCCUGGUCAUCCCUGAAGCCUGUGGUCCCUGAGUUCUGCAGCCUCGAGGAAGGCCUGCCCUAUCUGGACAUGGUGAUUGCAGAGACGCUGAGGAUGUACCCACCGGCUUUCAGGUUCACACGCGAGGCGGCUCAGGACUGCGAGGUGCUGGGGCAGCGCAUCCCCGCAGGUGCUGUGCUAGAGAUGGCCGUGGGUGCCCUGCACCAUGACCCUGAGCACUGGCCAAGCCCGGAGACCUUCAACCCUGAAAGGUUCACCGCUGAGGCCAAGCAGCAGCACCGGCCCUUCACAUACCUGCCCUUCGGGGCCGGCCCACGGAGCUGCCUCGGGGUGCGGCUAGGGCUGCUGGAGGUCAAGAUGACACUGCUCCACGUGCUGCACAAGUUCCAGUUCCAAGCCUGCCCUGAGACCCAGGUACCGCUGCAGCUAGAAUCCAAAUCUGCCCUAGGUCCAAAAAACGGUGUCUAUAUCAAGAUUGUAUCCCGCUGACACAGAAGGCUGCCGGGUGGAGGGAGGGUACCCCCAAAUUCAAAGAAAAUCCUGAGUGUGGAUAUUCAGAAUUUUGGAAAAACGUCACUGAAAGGAUUGAAAGAGUGCCUGGCAUGCAAGGAUAAGAGGUUCUUUACAUAACAUUUCCUAAAUGCUUAAUAAACGUUUGUUGCACUUUGUUUUGACAUUGCCAA
This is a messenger RNA of Rhinopithecus roxellana (golden snub-nosed monkey), 2056 nucleotides long. RefSeq names its product thromboxane A synthase 1 (gene TBXAS1). The record is from RefSeq and is a predicted model, not a curated record. The coding region runs from base 171 to 1862 and encodes 563 amino acids. The transcript is spliced from 14 exons. NCBI's taxonomy places the organism in Eukaryota, Metazoa, Chordata, Mammalia, Primates, Cercopithecidae. Gene Ontology annotation, molecular function: iron ion binding; monooxygenase activity; thromboxane-A synthase activity.